AUGCGUACUCAUCGUCUCUUGUGCAAUAAGAAUUCGUCCAUUAAUUACGUAAAGCUUUUUUUAUUUGGGGAGGGGGGUACAGAAAAUAUUAUGAGUCAAAAGCAUUUCCUACGUGAUAAAGUCAACAGCCAAAUAAAGAAGGACAUAAAUAUAAAAACCAAUAUAAGUUUACUCGCCAAUCGAAGUGAAUAAAUCUAUACAACUUUCGCAAAAUAUUGAAUUCUUGUAACACAGACACAAGUUUCAGUUCUUCGUGCUUGUAAUGGCACUGGUGUCUCAGUCAAAAUCUAUACUAAAAAUAGUAAAACUAAGUAUACUAAUUACAACUAUGACUAGUAAAAAUAAGUGCAUCGUCAAUCAGUCCUGUAAAAUAGGAACCUCAAAGAACAUGAAUGUAUGAACGCACAAAAAAAACUCAGGGCUCAAUAUUAGAUCUUGGUACCUAUGAGGAAUAAGAGAGAGGGAGGCGAUAUCCCGCUCCACAAGCCUAACUAGUGAUGAAGAACGCUCAACUAUGUAUCUGUCAGUUAUGGGUGCUAGGAGUGCUUUUGUCAGUAGCAGCAAUUGAAGCCGCCCCAAUUGCCAGGGUUUAUCUAAAGUUUAUAUCUGAACCUCACUCAUAUGAACAUGGAUAUACAACAAGUGGAGGAACCACAAUAGCUCAAAAAUCAUACCUAUCAAUAGGAAUAAGACGACCGAGAAAUUUCGGAGAUAGAAUUCAAAUCAAUGAUGCCCGACAAAAUUAUUUGGACGUAGAAGAGCGUCCUCGAAACGUACGACCUGAAAAUGCUGAAUUUUUAAUUCCACGAGGAGUUUUUGUUCCACCUAUCAGUUUAAAUGAUCUUGGAUACAGUUCCGAAGAAUCUGGUCACAGGACUCCAGAUUUUUCGGAUGGAACUCAAUAUGCUGAUUCUUUUCUUCUUACUGGGGAAGAAGCAAAAUAUGCAGUGAGAUAUAUUUAUGGACGCGGUGAACUUUUUUUCACGGAUUAUCCACAUGUACGAUCUUUGCUCAGAAAUCAAGAUGAAAGAAGACAAAACGGUUUGCCUAGAAAUAUUCUCAGCAGUUUGAGGCCGGAUUCUCCCUUUUAUAGAAAGUUUAUGAAUUAAAAAGGAUAAGGUUAAUGAAAGAAUAAACAAAAAAUGAGAACUUUCAUAAUCUCCUGUAAUGUGUGAAUUUUCAUCAGGUGAACCAGAAACAGAAAAAUAUUUUUUUAAGGCAUGUGACACACUCAGGUCCAUAUAUUACCGACCUAACUUUUUCAGUUCACUGCAUUUUUUUGAACUUAUGAACUAUUUUUUGUAAAUAAAAUAUUGGAAUAAAAUUUUGGAAUAAAAUUUUGGAAAAUGUAUCAGAAGACUAUGAAGUACGUUUAUGUACUUUAUUUGAGUAGGAAUUUCGAUAAAAAUUAUUUUCAAAGAAAUGAACUGGAACCGUUUUUUGACAGAAGCUUGAAAUUUUUAAACCUAAGAACUAUUUUUACAUUUCAAAUAUCUGCGAGACGUAAAGAAAACGUACAUAAACGUAAUGUACUGUCGGCUCUUGCAUUUCUCGAAGUGUACAGUCGAAAGUCUUAAGUUCAAAGAGAAUUCAGCCCUUAAAACCGAUUUCUAUUCAAAAAGUUUAGAAUUUUUAUCUAACAAAAAUUAUUUUCUGACCUACUGUCGAUGCUGCAGAUAUAUUCUGGUAAUAAGAAUUCUGCUCAUCGCCUUUGUAAGAGAUACAGUCGAUAAUACAGAUUUCUUGAAAUACACAUGGUAAUAUAUAAUUCUGUUCAUAGACUUCACCGAGGUUGAUGCAAAAUCCACCAGGCUGUAUAUAUCUGUUUUUUUUUUACUUUUUUCAAAUUAAGUGAAAUUUUGUUGUACAGAAAAUUUGUACCA
Molecule: messenger RNA, 1883 nt
Organism: Belonocnema kinseyi
Lineage: Eukaryota; Metazoa; Arthropoda; Insecta; Hymenoptera; Cynipidae
Exons: 6
Coding region: 498-1109 (203 amino acids)
Source: RefSeq, a predicted model, not a curated record